GGUAGAUUUAUUCUAUUUACACAGGCCAUUGUGCUCAAAAGGACACAUUAUAAUAACUGAAGAGAGGGUAAGAAAGAAAGGGAAGUGAGUGUUUGUGUGUGGCAGGGAGAAAAGGAGGUGGGGGGUGUUUGCAUUUGUUAUAAGGGUGCAGGUAUAAAGAAGAGCACAGGGCACAGUCAACUCUCCUGACACUCUUAUGACUGUGUUAUAUUGGCCCUCGCAGCGGGCAGAGCUGUUGUACCGGGUCUGUGCAGGACUUCUCGCUGUUUAUGUGUGUGUGUGUGUCGGUGUGUGAGUGAGCGUGAGUGUGUGUCCGGCUCCUAUGCUCCCCUCUCACUGCUAUGGUCGUCCACAUACGCGGUUGUAAUUUCAGCACCACAGACAGCUCUCUCUCCAGCUCAAACCUCAGCACGGACUCCCCGACGACGUCCCAGAGCCCCGGCGGGCUGAGCCGGACCGGCCACACGGUGGUGGCGGUAUGCCUCGGCUUCAUCUUAGUGGCGGGUAUCCUCAACAACUUCCUGGCUCUGCUCGUUUUCGCGAAGUUUCGCUCCCUCUGGACGCCCAUCAAUCUCAUCCUGUUGAACAUCAGCCUGAGCGACAUCCUCGUUUGUCUUUUCGGGACACCCUUCAGUUUUGCUGCGAGUCUGCACGGGAGGUGGCUCAUCGGAGAGUACGGCUGCAAGUGGUACGGGUUCGCCAAUUCCCUCUUUGGGAUUGUGUCCCUGGUGUCUCUGUCCAUUCUCUCCUACGAGCGCUACACCACUGUACUGCGUUCCUCCCAGGCUGACAUCUCAGACUUCAGGAAAGCCUGGUUCUGUGUCGGAGGCUCCUGGCUCUACUCUCUCUUCUGGACGUUGCCGCCUUUCCUGGGUUGGAGCAGCUACGGGCCAGAGGGACCUGGCACCACGUGUUCCGUCCAGUGGCACCUCCGCUCGCCCACCAGCGUGUCAUAUGUGUUGUGUCUGUUCAUCUUCUGUCUGCUGCUGCCCCUUCUGCUUAUGGUCUACUCUUACGGCAGAAUCCUUGUUGCAAUCAGGAGGGUGGGUAAGAUCAAUCUGCUGGCAGCUCAGCGCAGAGAGCAGCACAUUUUGGUGAUGGUGCUGUCCAUGGUGUCCUGCUACAUGCUGUGCUGGAUGCCCUACGGCAUCAUGGCCCUGAUGGCUACCUUCGGGCGCCUGGGACUGGUCACUCCCAUGGCUAGUGUGGUGCCCUCGGUCCUGGCCAAGUUCAGCACCGUCAUCAACCCUGUCAUCUACAUGUUCUUCAACAACCAGUUUUAUAGAUGCUUUGUGGCCUUCAUAAAGUGCAGCGGGGAACCAAAGUCUGUUCAAGGAGAGGAUCACCCGACACCGAGGACACAGCUUUAUGGUUUCUUCCCCAUUCACAGACGAGCCUCCCUCAGCUCUGUGCAACCUCAGAUCCACAGCAGCUCCAGAAAUGCUGCCCUCUGCAGCCGGCACAUUGAACGCCACACACUUGUCGUCCACUACACUCCAUAAGAGUUUUUGUCAUCUUUUUCAGACAGACUGUGAAAGUUAAAACUAAUGUGUUUUUUUCUGUGUUUGAAUGUCCAGGAUCCAAAGUGCAACUAAAAGACACAUAUUUGCCUUCUAUCUCUCAACACCCUGCCAUUGAUUUUACAUAUGAUGAUGAAUGUCACAGUCAGCUCUUUAACAUUUGAAUGUAAACUCAGUGCCAUGCAGUUCACCCUCUUACUUAAAAGCUAAUUUUACUUGGUCCUGUGUUGAACUUCCAGCACACAUGGAAAUGCCAGUGUACAGUAUAUAUUUUGAAUUUAUGCUCUGAAAAUAUGUUAUGUAUGUGUUUGACAAGUUUUAGCAGCUCUCAGUUCUCUGAGAGACUCUCUGAGAUGUACAUAUUUUUAAAAAUUACAAAUCAUUGAAUGUCUUUCAUGCUUUACAUAAAAAUAAAGUCCAACCCUGCUUAUCAUUUAG
Messenger RNA from Lates calcarifer (barramundi perch), 1958 nucleotides. It is a transcript of the gene tmtops3a, whose product is annotated as teleost multiple tissue opsin 3a. The record is from RefSeq and is a predicted model, not a curated record. Gene Ontology annotation, cellular component: membrane; photoreceptor outer segment. Gene Ontology annotation, biological process: visual perception; G protein-coupled receptor signaling pathway. Gene Ontology annotation, molecular function: G protein-coupled receptor activity. Lineage: Eukaryota; Metazoa; Chordata; Actinopteri; Centropomidae.